CCUCACCCCGUUUUUACUCUCCCAUCAAUCCAAACCAACAAAGCUUCAUCAACCCAGUUUUAGGGCGCAUGAUUAAAUUGUUGCGGCAAACUGGUCUGCGGCUGCCAUGUAUCAUCAACCCACCUUCGAUUAUUUCAAAAGGGAAGUAUUUUUCAGCCCAAGCUGCUCAACAAAUUUGCAUAGAUUAUGCAAAACCAACGCCUUUUCUCUCACCCGGGAACCUCAAUUCCUACCUCUAUGGAAGUUCGAUUCAAGAAUGUAUGAUAAAUCAUGACCUUAUCAAAGGUCAAGCCUUUCAUUGUCAAAUUCUGAAGAAAGGUAAUUGUCUUGACCUUUUUGCCCGCAAUGUUCUGCUCAAUUUUUACGUCAAAUCUGACCUGCUCCCUCAUGCAUGUAAACUGUUUGAUGAAAUGCCUGAAAGAAACACCAUUUCAAUGGUUACCUUAAUUCAGGGACUAGGUAAAGCUGGUCGCUUUACCGACGCUCUGUCGUUUUUCUCUAUGAUUCACAGGGAAGGCCAUGAGUUGAAUCCCUUUGUUUUUACUACAGUUUUGAAAUUGUUUGUUAGUAUGGAAUAUCCGCAAUUGGGUUGGAAUAUUCAUGCUUGUAUUUACAAGCUUGGACAGGAUUGUGAUGCAUUUGUGGGCACUGCUCUUAUUGAUUCCUAUUCCAUGUGUGGGUUUGUGGGUAUUGCGAGGGAUGUGUUUGAUGGGAUUUUAUUCAAAGACAUGAUUUCUUGGAGUGGAAUGGUGGCUGGCUAUGCUGAGAAUGCUUGCUUCGAGGAGGGGUUGCAACUUUAUGUGGAGAUGCUGAGGGUGGGUUUCAUGCCCAAUAAUUUCACUUUGGCUAGUGGCUUAAAGGCUUCUGUUGGGUUGGGGGGAGUGUGUGCUGCGAAGAGUAUUCAUGGGUGUGCUUUUAAAACUGGUUAUGAGAAGGAUAACUACGUAGGCAUUGCCCUCCUCGACUUGUACACUAAAUUUGGUGACCUUUGUGAAGCGGAGGUAGUGUUUAAAGAUAUGCCGAAAAAGGAUGUGAUCCCUUGGAGCUUUAUGAUUGCACGCUGUGCACAGACUGACCGGAGUGAUUUGGCUGUAGAUAUAUUUCAUCAGAUGAGGAAAGCUUGCGUCAUGCCUAAUCAGUUUACUUUGGCUAGUAUGUUGCAGGCUUGUGCAAGUAUGGCUAGUUUGCAUAUGGGGAAGCAAAUGCACUGCAUUGUCAUGAAGGUUGGCCUUGAUUCUAAUGUGUUUGUCUCUAAUGCCCUUAUGGAUGUUUAUGCAAAGUGUGAAAGGAUUGAGGACUCUUUGGCAUUGUUUGAGGCCUCAGCAAACAAAAAUGAUGUCACCUGGAACACUAUGAUUGUCGGAUAUGGCCAAUUAGGGGAUGGCGAGAAAGCAUUGAUAAUGUUUAGAUGUAUGCUUGAGCACAACGUGCUGCCGACUGAGGUAACAUAUUCUAGUACGCUACGUACUUGUGCCAGCUUAGCGGCAGCUGAUUCUGGAAGGCAGAUCCAUGCGUUUACUGUUAAGACGAAAUUUGACAAAGAUAGCGUGGUAGGUAAUUCUUUAAUAGAUAUGUAUGCCAAGUGUGGAAACAUUAAGCCUGCUCGCUUAAUAUUUGACUCAAUGGAAAAACGGGAUGAAGUUUCAUGGAAUGCUAUUAUUUCAGCAUAUGCCAUGCAUGGCCUUGGUAAGGAGGCAUUAAGAAUGUUUGAAAGGAUGCAGAGAACAGACUGUAAACCAAACAAGUUAACUUUCGUUGGUGUUCUAUCAGCUUGCAGCAACAUGGGACUAUUAGAUGAAGGGCAAGCCUAUUUCGCCUCAAUGAUCAGGGACUAUGGCAUAGAACCAUGUGUAGAGCAUUAUACAUGUAUGGUAUGGCUUUUGGGGAGAUCAGGCAAUCUUGAUAAAGCUAUGAAAUUGAUUAUGGAAAUGCCGUUUGAGCCUAGUAUUAUGAUAUGGCGUGCUGUUCUCGGAGCUUGUGUCAUACACAAGAAUGUCGAGCUAGGCAAGGUUGCCGCUGAACAUGUGCUUGAAAUGGAGCCACAGGAUGAGUCGGCUUAUGUUUUACUAUCUAAUAUUUAUGCGUCUGUGAAGAGAUGGGGGCAUGUAACUCAUGUCAGGAAAAGCAUGAAAAAGAAAGGAGUGAAGAAAGAACCAGGAUUAAGUUGGGUUGAGAUACAGGGUGACUUACAUUACUUCAGUGUAGGUGAUACAUCACAUCCUGAUAUUAGGUUAAUAAAGGGGAUGCUUGAAUGGUUGAAGAUGAGAAUCUACCGAGAAGGAUACAUUGCUAAUUGCAAUGUAGUUCUGCUUGAUGUAGAAGAUGAAGAAAAAGAGCGCUUCGUGUGGUCACAUAGUGAAAGAUUAGCUUUGGCCUUUGCUUUAGUUAGGACACCGCUGGGUAGUCCUGUGCGUAUACUUAAAAAUCUCCGAAUAUGUGCAGAUUGCCAUGCGGCAGUCAAGCUUAUAUCAAAGGUCGUUCAGCGAGAAAUUGUUGUCCGGGAUAUUAAUCGGUUCCACCAUUUUCAGGAUGGUAGCUGCUCCUGUGGUGAUUAUUGGUGAAUUCUUGCCGAACAUCACAAAUUGCGUGUUGUGGGAAUUAAAUAUGUCAUCUUCUUGACUGGUUUUUGAAAAGGUUCUAAGUCAAAAGUUUCUCAUCGAUGGAACAUUAUCUGGUUUUACAUAAUGUUCGAUAUGGAAUCAGAGAAAUUCAAGUGGAUUGUCAAUACUUGUCAAAAGUUUCAAGUCACCAACGUGAUGAUGCAGCAGUGUCAUUCUUCUUGAAGACAAGUCCGUGUUUAGCCCCAUGGGACUCAAGGUGUGUUAGCUGUAAGGCUAUGCUAUUUAACUGGGGAUAAGUAUGUGAAGGCGAUAGUUCUUUGAAAAAAAGAACGUUUCCUGAAUCCUUAGUGUUUUAUUAGCUCCAAAGCAGCGUGUCUCUUGACUUAAGGUGGUGCAGGGUUACUUGCUUUUCUUCAUAUCGAAUACAGGUGAGUUUGUAUGGAUUCUGGGAGAUGGGAAAUGAUUCUUAUCAGUUUUUGUAUGCAGGUUGUGGAUAGAAACAUACUUGUAGAUGAGAACACUUGCAUAGUACUCCGUUGCUGAAUGAUCGUAUCUUGUGCUUUGCAGAAUAUGGUAUGUAUUGUUGAUUUGAGCUUGUAAUUAUUUAGGGAUAAUGAUCACUUACACAUACAUACAAGCAUAAAAGUAGUAGGUGUUAGAGGGGGACAUCAUCCUGCCAUAUCUAAUAUCUUGGUAGUAAAGUAACAAGGUGGUGGUGGUAGUAGGCAACUAGCCAAGUAACUAGAAGGUGAAGUCAAGUUAUUUCUGUACAAAAUAUGCAAGUAAAGGUUUCUAGAAGGUGCUUAUUUAUGGUGUGCAUUGCCGCAGUAGUGUAAUGUAAUGUAAUCAACUAAUUAAGGCAUUGCCCAGUUUAGAAUGGAGUCAGUCAUUUGAGAACAA
Molecule: messenger RNA, 3461 nt
Organism: Spinacia oleracea (spinach)
Lineage: Eukaryota; Viridiplantae; Streptophyta; Magnoliopsida; Caryophyllales; Amaranthaceae
Product: putative pentatricopeptide repeat-containing protein At5g13230, mitochondrial
Exons: 4
Coding region: 69-2561 (830 amino acids)
Biological process (GO): RNA modification
Molecular function (GO): protein binding; RNA binding; zinc ion binding
Source: RefSeq, a predicted model, not a curated record